GCGUCCCGGAAGCGACGGCGGUGGAGGGGCCGACAGUUCUGAGGAACCUGUGACUUCGGAACGUCGGUGGGAGGCGGCGCGUCGUGGGGUGGGGCGGGCCUGAGGGAACGCUCCGGGGCUUGGUGGCCCUUCCGUCCCCCUGGCCGUCCCUGCCCCUCCUUCCCCUGGGCCAGCGUCCGGGAUGCAGACAUCAGAUCGGGAGCUGAGUGGGCCAGAGGUGAGCCCCAGCGUGAUGCCUGAGCUUCUCUCUGAGUGUCCACCUGCCCCCACCAAGUCAACAGCGUUUGAUCUUUUCAACCUGGUUCUGUCCUACAAGAGGCUGGAGGUCUACCUGGAACCCCUGAAGGACGCAGGUGAUGGUGUUCGGUACUUGCUAAGGUGGCAGAUGCCUUUGUGUUCCUUGAUGACCUGCUUGGGCCUCAACAUCUUGUUCCUCACUUUGAACGAGGGUGCCUGGUACUCCAUGGGUGCCUUGAUGAUUUCGGUGCCUGCCCUGUUGGGCUACCUUCAGGAGGUUUGCCGGGCACAGCUGCCAGAGUCUGAGCUGUUGCGGAGGAAGUACCACAGCAUAAGGCAGGAAGACCUACAGAGAGUUCGCCUUUCCCGCCCUGAGGCUGUGGCUGAGGUGAAGAGCUUCUUGAUCCAACUGGAAGCCUUCCUGACCCGCCUGUGUUGCACCUGUGAGUCAGCCUACCGUGUACUACACUGGGAGAACCCCAUGGUGUCCUCACAGUUCUAUGGCGCACUUCUGGGCAUGGUUUGCAUGCUCUACCUACUGCCUCUCUGCUGGGUCCUUGCCCUUUUAAACAGCACCCUCUUUCUGGGAAACGUGGAAUUCUUCCGAGUGGUGUCUGAGUAUAGGGCUUGCCUACAGCGGCGGAUGAACCCCAAGCAGGAAGAGCAUGCCUGUGAGAGCUCAGCACUGCAGGACGCUGGCGGAAGGAGUACCCUGCUGGACAGCACACCAGCCCCUACACCCACAGAGGACCUCACGCCAGGCAGUGUGGAAGAAGCUGAGGAGGCUGAGCCAGAUGAAGAGUUCAAAGAUGCAAUUGAGGAGGAUGAUGAGGGCACCCCGUGCCCAGCAGAGGAUGAGCUGGCCCUACAGGACAAUGGGUUCCUCAGCAAGAAUGAGGUGCUGCGCAGCAAGGUGUCACGGCUUACAGAACGGCUCCGCAAGCGUUAUCCCACCAACAACUUUGGGAACUGUGCAGGCUGCGCUGCCACCUUCUCAGUGCUGAAGAAGAGGCGGAGCUGCAGCAACUGUGGUAACAGCUUCUGCUCUCGGUGCUGCUCCUUCAAGGUGCCCAAGUCCUCCAUGGGGGCCACAGCUCCUGAAGCCCAGAGAGAGACUGUGUUUGUGUGUGCCUCCUGUAAUCAGACCUUGAGCAAGUGAGAAGAGAAGAGAAGAGAAGAGAAGAGAAGAGAAGAGAAGAGAAGAGAAGAGAAGAGAAGAGAAGAGAAGAGA
Molecule: messenger RNA, 1468 nt
Organism: Cricetulus griseus (Chinese hamster)
Lineage: Eukaryota; Metazoa; Chordata; Mammalia; Rodentia; Cricetidae
Source: RefSeq, a predicted model, not a curated record